This is a messenger RNA of Loxodonta africana (African savanna elephant), 9370 nucleotides long. It is a transcript of the gene TASOR2, whose product is annotated as transcription activation suppressor family member 2. The coding region runs from base 649 to 8643 and encodes 2664 amino acids. NCBI's taxonomy places the organism in Eukaryota, Metazoa, Chordata, Mammalia, Proboscidea, Elephantidae. Gene Ontology annotation, cellular component: nucleoplasm. The record is from RefSeq and is a predicted model, not a curated record. The transcript is spliced from 25 exons. Gene Ontology annotation, biological process: negative regulation of gene expression, epigenetic.
UUUUCUCAUUUUCCUUCGGCCGCGAGGUUUUACUUCCGGUUGCUUGCGAUCGUGUGUAAGAAAGUCGACAUGUUACCUCAGGCCGUGUAGCGUCACGGGGUUCUUGCUUUUCUAUGGCCUUUUCGGGGAAGAAUUGGAGGCUUUGCUGAAAAGCGCGGGGGACCUGACGGCUUCGAGUCUCGUCCUUGACCCACCAUUCCUCCGUCCUUUGAGCACCUUAGAGCGGCGUCGAUUCGAGAGCGACACACAGUGGCUCAGGCGCCGCCGCCGAAACCGGGACUCGGGGCUUCCCACUCUCCUAAGUCGUCCCCGCUUUUACUCGUAGUCAUCUCCUCCCCGCGCUCUUGGCAGAACGACAGAGAGAAAAGAUUGGCUGUAUUGCAGGCGAGCUGCAACGUGAAUAGGCUUGGGUUCUUUUGAGGUAGAAUUUUGGAGAGCUUUUGAAAACUUGGGGUUGAGAUCGCCUAUUGGAAAUUCAGGAGAAGGGGAAUAUACAGAAGCUACUGGAGGUUUUUAUUACAAAGAGGAAGAAAGACGUCACUUAAAAAAAUAUAAUUCGAAAAUAUAUGUUAUAUGUGUUACAUUUGGCCAGGAGGGACCGAGAGAAAGGAAGCACAUGUGUGAAAGGAGCAGACAAAAUCUAAAAGCAUGGGAAAGAAAUCGAACAAUUCUCUGAAGUCUUCAGGGGCGGCGGCAGCACAAAGUACAGUUUUUGAGACAGUGUCCUUGAGUUCAGACUCUGUCUUCCAGAGGGCAGUUUCAAUUCUUCAUACUUCUUACUUGGAUUCUACAUCUGAGCAUGGUUUUCAGUACAGUCAAGUGACUUUGGUGAAAAAUCAUAUUUUCUUAAAUGAGUACAAAACUUUUUAUCAACAAAAAAAAGCAAGUAACUAUACUCAGGAAGAACUUCAAGAAACUUACGGGUUUCUUCUGUUUGAAACUGAAAAUCAGGCAAAGUUGGUAUGUCAGCGUGGACUCUGUGUUGGAAGCAGUACAAUCACCACUCUGGGUGAUCCAGCUGAAGGUGUAUACAUUUCCAAAUACUCUGACUAUCUUCACCCAAGACCCUGGUAUCAUGGAAAAUCUGGUUAUGUUGUCAUUUUUAAUCUAAUUAAGGGAAAAGUAAAGUUUGUACCUGAAAAUUAUACAACUAACUAUACUAGGCCGUCUUCUGGCUAUGAUUGCCACGUGGCUACAAAUACUAACAAAGUUUCUCCCAGGACAAGUCAUUUUCGCGCCUUUGAACUGAGUCAGUAUUACCUCUAUGAACUUUCAGGCACCACUGUUAUUGAGCGACCCAGACAGAUCUGUCCUUAUGUAAUUGUAGCUUUUCAAUACAGGGAACCUAAAACAAUGGCAACUCAUAAAAGCAUACUUGAACUCCAUGAAAAUGUUCUCGUCUCUCCUUGGAAGGGGAAAUUAAUUAUUCAAGGCUGUCUGCUGUGUGAUAUAACUCUUUGGUCCGCUUACGGUACGGUGAUUCCAACACAGCUGCCAUUGGAACUAGAUUUUAAGUAUGUAAUGAGAGUGUCUUCUUUGAAAAAGAGACUUCCUGAAGCUGCCUUUAAAAAACAGAAUUACGUGGAGCAAAAAGUUUGUCUCCAAGAUAUGUGCUUGAAUUUGUAUAAGGUAGAACUAUCAAACAAACAAGGGGAAAAAAUAGAUAAACUAACAGAAUACAUUAAAAAUGAAGAAUUGGCAAUCAUCAAAUGCUUAGAAGAUCGAGGGGUUUUCAUUUUACUUACAUCAUCAGCCUUAAUAUCAGAUACAGGUUUGGAAGAUGAACAGAUGGGUCUACAUGGGUUGCAUGUAUUCCAUUCUUCCCUGCCAACAGGGAUGAAAGAUUUGAAAAUUGAAGAUACCAUUUCAUUGAAGGUGACACCUAUUUUACCUACCCUUCAUUGUGCCCUGCUAGCAGCAAAGAAAUCAUUUACUGAAGAAGGAAUCCGCCCAAACACAUUAGUAAAGCAGAAUUUCCAGGAGCUGUACAAAGUGGACAAGAGCCCUUCACUGGCUGCUGCUUCUCAGGAUGGAAUUAAAGAGACUGCAUUCUUUGGCAAGCUGUCCAAUGGUUUUGACUUGGUUCCUGCAGCUGAAAAGUGCCCUUUACAAUCUUUAACUCAAUUAAAGUCUUAUUUUUCAGAUCCUGGUGGUUACAUUUUGGAAGUAUCUGCUGCUUUAGAUUUAUUAGCAGAGCAUCCUCAGUCUCCUUGUGUUUCAGAUGGAAUUUGUGAUGCUGGAUUUUCUUUAGUUAUGACUCCAGAUCCUGAAUUUCUUGACUCAGAGGCAGAAGUAAGAAAAGAAACAGAAACAGAAAAGAAUUCCGAAGAAGUUUUUAAAGCAAGGAAAGGCAGUAUGGUCCCGUUACAUCCAGCAGCGAAUCUGAGAGUUCAGCCAAAGAGGAAGGCAAGCAUGCCACUCAUGAUACAAAGUAAAAGGGUGAACCUGUGUCGCCCUUUUCCCAAAAGAUCAACUGCUGGAACAAACAAUGGCUCGGACUCUGCCACAACUCUUAAAUUGGCUAAAGGGCAGUUUCCUCAGAAAAGAAAAAGAGGUGCUGAAGUGCUGACUGCACAGUUUGUACAGACAACCAAAUUGGAUAGGAAAAACCAAGAUGCUCCUAUUUCUAAAGAUGUUCCAGUGGCAACGAAUGCUAAAAGGGCAAGGAAACGAGAGAAAUCUCCAGUCAAAACUGUUCCAAAGGCUAAGCCACCUGUGAAGAAAUCUCCACAAAAACAGAGGGUAAAUAUAGUAAAAGGCAAUCAGAAUCACAGAAUCAGAAAGCAGCCACAGCCUGCCAAAGGAGAAACUGCCUCACAGCUUCAAUCAGAAAUUUUAUCAGAUGGUCAAGAAAAUAUUAUUAGCAUAAAUAGAGCUCAACCGGAAAAUACCACAGUGGCUCAGAAAGAUCUUCCUGAAAACUCCAUUGUCAACUAUGACUCCCAGGCCCUAAAUAUGUUAGCUGAUCUAGCAUUAAGCUCUGCUACCUCUUCCACACCAUCAUCUGAGCCUAGAAACCUUCCCUGUACCUCUGAAUUGCUACAGAAUGAUGUUUUGCUGUCUAAUGAAAAUUCUUUGCAAGGUACAUCUGACCAUGAAUAUCACAGAGGAAUUAAAAGUCAAAAAGGUGGACUGUUACCUAAGCCAUCCGCUGACAGGAAGACUAAUUCAACAUCAGACUUAACUGUUAGUCAAGAUGAAGAGAGCUUGGUUCCUUGUAGCCAAGCCCAGUCAGCACUUACUGAGGAAACUCUACAAACUUCAGAUGCAAGCCAAAGCUCUUGUGUUGUUGUGGAGCAUUCAUACGCCCUACUCCUUGCAGAACAUUCAAAGAAACAUCUACAGCAGAGAGGAGUCCAAGGCCCUGUCUUCGCUAAGAAUGGAACAAAAGGCCCUGAAGCAGGAACCCCAGUGGGAAAAGUAAUGCCGUUUCGGCAUCAGCAGAACACCUCCCCCCUGCAAAAGGUCUUUGAUCCCUUGGCAAAGCGGAAGAAUAGAUUGAUGUCUUCUAGCCUAAAAGACUUCUGUUGCUCUCAUACCGUGUUUAGCUGUGAUGGCUCCUUUAAGGUCACUUUCAAAUGUGAAACAGAAUAUGUAUUCAGCUUAGAUAGCAAAUAUACUAACAACCCACUAGAGAAAACUGUAAUAAGAGCUUUACAUGGGCCCUGGAAUACUGAUUUGCCUGAUAAUGUGGAGGAAGUGAAGCUUUUACUUCAUAUGUGGGUAGCCCUGUUUUACAGCAAUCAGAACAAAGUUAUACGAUCAUCCCGAAAAGUGGUAGAACACAGCAACCCAGCGAAAUAUGUAUCUAUAAAUAGCACAAUAGAAUCUUUUGAAUUUGGUGAAAUGGAGGAGUCCUUCAAUGUGGAAAGAUGUUCUGCAGACCCUCUGCUGGAGAAUAAGGAAGCCUCCAGGAGUCAAGCUACCGAAAUGUCCUUCCCUGACACAAAUGCAGUGUUUCCUUUAAUUAAACCACCACCUGCAGGAGGCUUGGAUCUCUAUGUACAGAAUGAGCAAAAAGAUGUUUUUGCAAGAGAAAAUCAUCAUAAUAACUCAGGAAGCCAGAAUUUCAUCUCUUCCUGCAGUAAUGAGGUCAUUGGAAAAAAGGCUGAAGAAGAAGAGUCAGAUAAACGAGAAACUUCUGAUGUUGUGCUCUCUAGCAAUGGAGGUGCCCAAACUAACGGGCCUUCUAUCCCUGAAGAAGAUAAAACCUUUCAGCCACUGGAGAGCACAAGAAUGACUUCUCAUGAUGAUACUGUUACACAAAGCACAUUCACCAAGACUUAUGAUGGGAUCAACAAUCAGUCAGUGACUUGUCAGAAGUCUGCGUAUAGCACUCUUGAAAGCGAAGUUGACGUUCUUCCUGCAGCAAUGCAAGCAAAAACGGGGGUUAUACAGGGCUUUACCCAGCAUAACAGCCCCAUAAACAAAGAAUGUCAGCCUUCAUCAGAAGGGAAAGAUGAUGACGUGGGGUAUGUAAUGAUUAAUCUUGAACCAGUUACUUUCACUCUAGAAAAAAACGCCUAUGUACCGAUACAGACAGAAGUCGUAAAUAUAGCUGAUAAAUCUACAACCUUUAAUACGGAGUUGAUUAAACAAGUAUCACCCGUGUCUACAUUUGAAAAGGCACAGACACAAGGUCUUAGGGACAUUCCGUCUCUAGCAAUGUCAGAACAAAAAGGCAGUAAGUAUCUUUGUGCCUCCUCAGUAAGCAGAGAAACACUUGCUAAAGAAAUGUGUUCGUUACAGAAAGAGAGUCCUCUUCCGGCGUCAUCGUCGUCUUCUGAUAAUUCAGUGGUAAAGGAGGCACCGUCGUUAGUUAACAAUUCUAGUUACCCGUUACCCAGUAAAGAAGUGGGACUCUGUGAAGACACUUCCAUGCAAACUCAAAGUCUCCCCAGCAUAUCUUCGGCGGAUACUGUAGAGCCAACACAGUUUGAAGAAGUAGUCUCAUCAUCAGCCUCUACCAUCUUGGGAAGAAAUUACCCACUUAACUGCAUUUCAUCAAGAAGUAACAUAUCAGAUGGCUCUGUAGAACUAAGGAAGAAUGACAAGGGUUUUCUAAGUAGUGAAAAUAUACAUUUUGAAUCCUUUAAUUCAUCAUUUACCAAGCAAACAAGCCUGUCUAUGAAUAGAGAGGAGGUCAGCCUAGAAUUAUCAGAGGAAGAUUCUGACAUUGACCUAACACUAACAAUAUCGCCACCUACAAGUCCCAGGGAACAAAUUCCAGCCGAUGAAAUAGAGCAACUUCAAGAGGUGCCAUUAUCAAGUUUAGAACUUCGGAAUAUAACUGAAGAAAUAAUUGAUCCAGGAGAGGUGAUGCUCCCGGAAAACAGAGAAGUGAAUUCUGCUGUUUAUACAUCACUGUCAGAGGAGCCGUUAGAAGAUAAGGAGAGAAGAGGUGAUUUUCAACCAGUUCCUUCAGUACUUUCUAAGGACAGUUCCACCUUUGAGACUUCAGAGGCAGUUGAUGUUACUUCAGACUUUCCCUUUGGUUCUUUAAUUGAGGAAGUGUCACCAGCCUCUAGUCCAGAACCCCUAGUACCAGCUGAGGAAGCACGACCAUCUCAGGCUGUCUCUCCUCAUAGUUUAAAACUUCCUGAUACGCAAUGUGAGAACAGUAUCCAGACCUCCCAGGUUGAGUCCGUAGAUUUAGCCAUAACAGAAAAAGAAAAUCCUUUUGUUGGUCCUACCCGCCCAGCGGGACAAGAUAACUUAACUCAGGUGCAAGUACAGCAUUAUGCUGAAAUGCCUCCAAUAUUGAGUAGUCAUUCAGGAGGAAAAGAUAAACAUUUAACCUUUCCUGGUAAAGUAACUGAGGAAAUUUUCCAAAGUGAGCAUGACAAGGUUUUAUCAUUCACAGAAGAGGUGCAGUGCUGUGAUGCAGAAUUAAACCAGCCUGCCUCAGCUGCCAAAUAUGGAGAUGAUUCCAAGCCUUCUCUUGAAAAACUGGUGAAACCAGGAAGUCCAUUACAGUCGAUUAGUAUAGAGAACAGAAAUUUGGACAUAGAACAUUUCACCUCAGAGACCAGUGACCCUCCACUGAGUCCUAGAAAGAUUAUUGAACAUAAGUCUUUGGCUGACACAUUUCUUUCUACAACUGCCUCAAGUGGCAUAGUCAGUGUGUCCUUGAAACAGCCGACUAGCCCUAAAAAUAUUGAGAAAAAUCUUUUUAGCAGUGAUUGGAAAACAAAUGAAGAUAAUUAUUUGAAGAUCAAGUCCUUGAAUUCUGACUCAGUUGAUGGAGCUAUUAUUACACAGACAUACGAGCACUCAGAGAUCCCAAAACUUGGUUCUUCCUCAGAUAGUGCUACAAGACCAAUAAAUGUAGAGAUGGGGUUUCAAACACAGGAAAUAUCAGUAGUCAACAUGGCCAAUUUGCUUAAAAAUAGUGAAACUAAAGCUGAGUUACAUAAAGAAACUGUAGAUCUAGGAGGUAUUGGCCUUCAAUCUAACACAUCUCAAAAAGGUGAACAGAUAUUCCACGUGCAACAAGAUAAGUCAAUAUCUGAAACAAAAGAUCUUUUGAAUGAGGGAUUUUUUCCCAUAUGUGCUGAUUCUAACCAAAAUACAGCAGACACCAGUGAAAACAAAGAGCCUUUUGCUUCCUUUGUUCCAAAAUCUUUUGACUCCGUUGUUUGUGGAGACUCUAAAGAACAUACAGAAGAUAAGAGCACUAGUGAAAGGCUUGGGGCUGAGGAUGGUUCUGAAACCCUGGAUAGAGACAUGGAUGUCAGUGUGAAUUCCGACAUCCAGUAUGAACCACUUUCUGGAGACUCUGAUCUAGACCCUUUUGGUGAUUGUAGAAAUCCCAAAGUAGACAUGGAGGAUUCUUGCACUUUGAGAUGUAGUCACACCAGAAAAAGAGAAGAUGCUGCUAAAGAUGAUUAUAACUCUUUCGUGAGUGUAAACAAUAGUGAUAAUGAAGACUGGGGCAACUCUAACAAAGUACCACGGUUGGAGACAAACCUCCCUUCCAGAAACUGGUCCAGUGGAUUAGAGGAAGAAGAUAAGUGCGUGCCCUGUUAUAUCCAAAUCAGAGACCUCCAUGGUAUCCCCAGGACCUAUGCCAACUUUACUAUAACUAAAGUGUUCAAAGAUACCACGAGAACUUUGCAUCGCUUGAGAAGGCACCCCAAUUUCACUGCAAAAUGUGGCCCGGUCAGCUCCUGGACAAGUAUGUGGCAGAUGGCAGAUGACCUCACCCAGAACACUUUAGACCUGGAAUAUCUGCGCUUCGCACAUAAAUUAAAACAGCUUGUGAAAAAUGGCGGAUCUCAGCAUUCUACCUCUCCUACCAAUGCCUUUCCAAAGGAGUCACCUAUCCAGGUAGCUGUCGGAGCUUUCCCUUUAACAAAAAUACCUGAAUCUCCUGGUCUGCACCCUACAUCCAGGAGCAGAAGCCCCCUUCUGGUAACAGUUGUGCACUCAGACCCUAGACAACAGAGUCAGCACAUGAGAAGCCACAUGCCUAUCGAUUUGGACAGUUCUUCCUUUUGGAAGGAGAGAUCUAGUCACAGUAGAUACCAUCUUCCAAGUUCUGAAGGAAAUCAGACUGUUUCGUUCCACCUCAACAAACUGAAAUAUAACAGUAUUUUGAAAGAAUCUCGGAAUGAUAUCUCUGUUAUUCUCAAUGAAUAUGCUGAAUUCAACAAGGUGAUGAAUAACAACCAAAUAGUUUUCCAAGAUAAAGAGCUGAAUGUUGUUUCUGGAGAGGCCACAUCUCAAGAGAUGUUUUCAUCUUUCCCGAGAAGGCCAGCCUCCUAUGAAGACAUGAUUACAGACUUAUGUACCAAUUUACAUGUCAAACUGAAAAGUGUCAUGAAAGAGGCUUGUAAAAGUACCUUCCUGUUCUACCUUGUGGAAACAGAAGACAAGUCAUUCUUUUUAAGAACAAAGAAUAUUCUGAGGAAAGGAGGCCAUAUAGAAAUUGAACCUCAGCGUUUCUGUCAGGCUUUUCACAGGGAGAAUGAUACCCUCAUAGUCAUCAUCAGAAACGAGGACAUAUCAUCCCAUCUGCAUCAAAUUCCUUCUUUGCUGAAGCUGAAGCAUUUCCCCAAUGUGAUCUUUGCUGGAGUAGACAGUCCUGAAGAUGUCCUUGACUACACCUACCAAGAGCUGUUUCGUGCAGGAGGCUUUGUGGUGUCAGAUGACAAAGUAUUAGAAACUUUAACAUUAGUUCAACUGAAGGAAAUUGUCAAAACCCUGGAAAAACUAAAUGGAAAUGGAAGAUGGAAGUGGUUGCUUCACUAUAGAGAAAAUAAAAAGCUAAAAGAAGACGUAAGCAGGGCUUUCAAUAAAGGAAGCUGUGUACUUAACUGGAAACCCUGGUGGUGUAGUGGAGUGGAUUCAGUUGCACAUAAAAAGAACUUAAUAAUGAAAUCAUGUCAGAGUGCAAAUAUCAUUGAGUUGCUUCAUUACCACCAGUGUGACUCUCAAUCAUCAACAAAAGCAGAAAAUUUGAAAUGUUUGUUAAACCUGCAAAUUCAGCAUAUCGAUGCCAGGUUUGCUGUUUUCCUAACAGAUAAGCCUACUGUCUCCAGAGAGGUCUUUGAAAAUAGUGGAAUCCUUGUUACAGAUGUAAAUAACUUUAUUGAAAAUAUACAAAAAGUAGCAGCUCCUUUUAGGAGUAGCUAUUGGUGAUUCAACUGCAGCUUGCAUAAACGUGGGCAGUGACAACGAAUUAAUAUUUUCCCUCUUCUUUGGAAAACUUUGAAAUACACAUGAACUGUCUUCUCAUGUUUGAAAAAACCCAGUGUUUUACACCGUAUGGGAAGUUGUCCUUUCAUUUUUUAUAUUUUGCUAAAAUGUUUGACUUCACAGUGGUACAGUAGUUGUCCGUUAGCUUUGGGUUUCAGUGUUAAAUAGUAUUGUCUUAAAUUUUCAUUUUAAACAGAAUGCCUUCAAAACCAUGAAUUGAGCUUAAUAUUAAAAAUAAGAAAUUAGCUAACAUGUUUACUGAUUCAAAGCAGAAAUAUGUUUUUGCAUGUUAAUGUUAGUAAGGCAUAUGUAAUGCAUGUUAAUGGUAUGUUUGAAAGGUUUUACCACCCUCGUAAACACUCUAAUCUUAAAUGAAUUCAUUUGCUGUUAUUAAAGCAACAACACUACAUAAAGCUAAACAUUUUUUUCCAAAUGGUGGAUGUAUAAAUUGUCAUUUUUCACUUACUCGGUUUUUGUAAAUAGUGCACUACACAGUCAACCCUGAGGAAGAAAUCAUCAUAUAUUUAUGAUAUUAGAAAUAAUUUCUACAGUAAUCUUUAAAACUCAAAACCAAGCCAAAAACUUUUUUGUAAGAUACACAGUAUCUAUUUGGAACAAAGGUUUUUGUACCUAAUUUGUUUCCUUUUUUAAUAAAGACAACUAAAAAUCA